Molecule: messenger RNA, 2412 nt
Organism: Pogonomyrmex barbatus (red harvester ant)
Lineage: Eukaryota; Metazoa; Arthropoda; Insecta; Hymenoptera; Formicidae
Gene: yrt
Product: erythrocyte membrane protein band 4.1-like yurt
Biological process (GO): actomyosin structure organization
Cellular component (GO): cytoskeleton
Molecular function (GO): cytoskeletal protein binding
Source: RefSeq, a predicted model, not a curated record
AUCGACAGUCGGUACUUGCGAACGUCGCGCUGUGCCGCGUCGCAUCGCGUCGCUCGAAUGUGUUAUCACAACGGCGAAGAGAGGGAGAGUGGGCGGAUCGCGUCUCGUUCGCGGGUCGAUGCUCGACGAUCGCGCGUGUCCUGAUUUGACGGCGAGGGUCCAGGAUGCUGAGAUUCCUGUCGCGACGACGGGCGCGUGGCGUCAGCGGUCAGACCACUUCGUCUCAAAUCAAGAAUCAGCGGCUGCUCAGCAACAAGAAUGUCGUGCAGUGCAGGGUGGUACUGUUGGACGGCACGGAUCUACCUAUAGAGCUGUCGAAAAAAGCAUUAGCUAGUGAUUUAUACGAGCAAGUAUUUUAUAGUCUUGAUUUAAUAGAAAAGGAUUACUUUGGACUUCAAUAUACAGAUAGCAACAAUGUCCAACAUUGGUUGGAUCCAACAAAACCUAUUAAGAAGCAAGUCAAAAUUGGACCUCCAUAUACACUCAGAUUGAAAGUGAAGUUUUAUUCUUCGGAACCAAAUACCCUUCGUGAAGAAUUAACACGAUAUCAAUUCUUUUUGCAAUUGAAGCAAGAUGUGCUUGAAGGCAAACUUCAUUGUCCUCAUCAAGUUGCGGUUCAACUGGCUGCUCUGGCUCUUCAAUCUGAACUAGGAGAUUAUGAUCCUGCUAUGCACAGUGCUGCCACUGUAUCAGAAUUCCGUUUUGUCCCGGGUCAAACAGAGCAAAUGGAAUUAGAAAUACUAGAGGAAUAUAUUAAAUGUUCUGGUCUUAGUCCAGCUCAAGCAGAAUCUGCAUAUCUUAGCAAGGCUAAGUGGUUAGACAUGUAUGGUGUUGAUAUGCAUAUUGUCCUUGGUAAAGAUGCUUGCGAGUAUUCUUUAGGCUUGACUCCGACCGGCAUUCUAGUUUUCGAAGGCACGCAGAAGAUAGGCUUGUUUUUCUGGCCAAAGAUUGGUCGUUUAGAUUUUAAAAAAAAACUGACAUUAGUGGUCGUGGAGGAGGACGAUGAAGGUAGAGGCGAGCAAGAACACACCUUUGUAUUUAGGCUGGUGAACGAAAAAGCUUGCAAGCAUUUAUGGAAGUGCGCAGUGGAGCAUCAUGCUUUCUUCCGCCUGCGUGCGCCGGUCAAAGGCGCUAGUGGCCGUCAAAACUUUUUUCGCAUGGGUUCGCGUUUCCGUUACAGUGGCAAGACAGAAUUUCAGACAACGCAGCUAAAUCGAGCACGCCGCACCGUGCAGUUCGAACGACGACCGAGUCAGAGAUACGCGCGACGGCAGAGCCACGUCCUUCGCGAGAGACAGCGGCAGCAACAACAGGUCGAGCAGCCGCAACCAUCUCCGCCUCCUGCCGACGAAGAACCUUUACAACGUCAGCCGAGUCGAUCCAGUACAAAGUCUUCAGACUCCUUCAGCGUUCAAGGCACAUCAUCACCCCUGGUAGAUUCUCUGCUCAAGUCUCUCGCCAAAGAUCAACAACCACUGGAGGCUAGAAAUCAGACAACGGUUGUUAAUAGCGAGAAAGAAUCGGAACCUAUGAAAACCAGUCUGACAGUCGAAACUAUUACCAAUCAAGUGCAGCUAGUACCUAACAAUCAAGUGGGUGGAACGUCAUCAUUACCUCCUAGAACACCGAUUCCACCAGAAUCUCUAAAGUGCAACAUACUGAAGGCAACUCUUGAGCAAGGAAAGAAUUCCAAUUUGGUCUCUAUCACAUCUACAGAUGGAGGAUCUGGAGUGAUUGCGAAAAAGAAUCAACAUGCAGACGCGGCAACUAUAGUUUCCGUGGGUGGUGACAAAUUGACUCUCUCCGUGAGUGGAACGACAAUAAAUCCUUCUAUGGACGACUCCGUAACUGUAACGCAUUUCUCAUUGGACAGCUGGGGACAAAUCGAACAAAAGACCACACCUUUAAGUCCGAAAGUAUCAAAUCAAUCGCAAAAUCCUUUUAAUCCAUUUACUAACGAUACUAGCAAUGAUACAUCUAACACGCCUGAAGCUUCCAAGGAGGAAGCAAAGCCGGAAGAUGACAAAAAGAACACUAAUCCGUUCAUAGACUCGAAUCCGUUCUUGGGUAUACUCAAUCCUUUCAAAGAUUUACAACCGGUUACUAUGGAGAAAAAGGUCGAAGCGGAUACAGAAAAAGCUAGUGCACGAGUCGUUAAAACCGAAGAGAUACAAACGACUACUACGACUCUUACACACAAGGAUGAGAGUCAAGCGGCAUCAGACAUUAGUCCUUGGCUGGUAGCAGAUCCAUCGCAAAGUCCAGCGCCUGAUCAAACACCAACUAAGCAUACAGUAAUCACGAGAAAGACGGUAAUUACCACACAGUUAUAAAAUAUUUAUUAAGUAGUAUUAUAAAGGGAGAAUUGUGUUGAUGUAUAACGCGCGAGAAAAUAGCACCAAUGUGUGUGUG